This is a messenger RNA of Ahaetulla prasina, 2764 nucleotides long. RefSeq lists its product as uncharacterized. The coding region runs from base 1 to 1188 and encodes 395 amino acids. NCBI's taxonomy places the organism in Eukaryota, Metazoa, Chordata, Lepidosauria, Squamata, Colubridae. The transcript has 9 exons. The record is from RefSeq and is a predicted model, not a curated record.
AUGGCACCUCGGCUUCGAAACCCCGCCCCCCCCAGGGCGGGCGCAGGACUUGAAAAUGGCGCGUUUCCGCCUCAGCCGGAAGUUUCUCUGCUCGGGCUCUUCCUUCUCUAUGGCCACCGCCCGAGAGAACUUCCCGUAUGCGGAAGCGCCCGCUUCGUCGCUCGGCUGGGACAUGUAACGGUCGCCGUCGCCAUGGAGACGCCCGGCACGAGCGUUCUCCUUUCCCAGUCAGAGGAAGCACUGGCUUUGCCAAACGAAAGCAUAAAUUCUCCACUGCCAAACCUAACACCAAGACACCAAGAGCUGAUUGCCACGCCGUGCGGUCCUAUCAAACGAUGGUCCGAACUGUCAUCCCCUGUCAAGAUCUACUUCUGUGUCACUAUCCUUUCGUUGUUGAGUGUCAUUGGAUUAACUAUCGAGACCCUCAUCCAGCAGAAAAAUGAAGAUUUUACUGUGUCUCUCAUCCAGAUCAUUGGCCUUGUUUUCUGCAUCUAUUACGUCAGCCGGGGAAUCCUGCAGGAGAAUCGGCAGGAGCUCGUCGUCUUCGUCCUCUCUAUCGCCUUGGUCAUGCUACGCUCCGUGAUCAACUUCACCGUCCUGCCCGCCAAGCAGAAGCCGGAGUUGUUGGCUCGCUUCGUCCUGAUCCUUCUGGUGGGGGCCUUCGACGUCUGCUGCGCCGUGAUCCUGAUUCAGAGCGAGAGCCGGAUGGCCUUCCGGGUGGGCGGCGCGUUGGAGAGCCUUCAAGCCCAGUAUUUCAUGCUAAACCUCUGCUUUUCCAUGCUGACCUUUGACCUCCAGGCUCAGCUCUGUUUGUGCGUCCUGCUGCUGACCACAACCCGGGAGAUUUCGAAUCUCCACAGCGUGUUCCUGGCUGCUGGGAUUUGCUGGGCUGUUCUGAAGGUGGCCUGUGGCAUAACUGCAAUCUUAAAAGAGUUAAAACCUCUCGCCUGGAUUUUUGUGAUUCAGAAUUUACCAGAAGUGGCUUAUCUGGCUUACCUCCUCUACGCAGUGAUAACAGAAUGGGGCCAAGGGAACUCUUAUGCCUUGGAAGCUGCUAUCAUCACCUGCUCCUGCAUUUCGGUGAUGAUCAAAAGCGUUCUGUUCUGGGCGCUGUUUCACGUCUACCAGAGUUUUGGCCAAGGUCUGAGAGAGAGGAUGUUUUCUUCCUAUGGAAGGAUCGAUUCGUGAUCCGCUUCUCCAUCGUCAAACCGAUGUGCUCUUAUAGAGUGAAAAACCAAAUUGGGAAAAUGUGAUUCCCCCCACCCAAAAUCUUCUGCCCCCCUCGGUUGGACUCUUGAUAGACAAGCAGCAGCAGAGACUCGAUCCCAAGGGAGACCUUUGCUCUGCCUUCUAGGAUUCCAUUCUGCCUCGCUGGAUCUCCGGGAUCACCCCUGCCAGCCUGCCUGCCUGCCUUCCUUCCUCGCACGGAAAAGCCAACAAAACCACCCAUCGUCCCCAAUUCUACAUUCGGAGCACCUUCCCGUUGUAGCUUGCGCUGCAAGUGGCCUUUCUCGCGCUGGGGUCUGGCAUUUGCUCCCCUGGCUGUAUUGGAAUCCCCCCGUUUUUAUUUUUAUUUUUUAAUUUUAGGCACUGCAACCGUUGGUAUGUCUGAGCUUGACCGACGGGGGCAGAAUUCGGUUGCCAAAUCGCAAAGCGGAUCCCCGCGGGUGCGGCUGUAGUUUCAAUCAAAACCUUUAAAAGAGCCUCGGGCCCCGGAUUUUUCGACCUGGCCUGACCCGCUCUCCGAUCCAGUUUGAAACCAGAAAUGUUCCUCUUCCAUCACUCCUGUUUACCGCUGCACUAUUCGUUACCGAGGGAGCUGCCUGUUUUUCACGCUUCCAAGGUUGCAGGGAAAUGGGCUGUCAUUCCAGUUGGCGAGGUUACUUCACUUCCUUGGCAGGCACCCGAGGAGAACACCUCUGCCCUCCUGGUGCGAUGCCAGAGGCAAAAAAGCCAGUAGCAUACCGGUUGGCAUAGGGCUGGUUCAGUUUUGCAUGCACCCUUGUAGAAAAGGCACGAGUUUUUGUCCUACUGGAAGAAUUUCGGGCCAGGAUGCAACGAAGGCAGGACAGAGUGAACGGUAAAACUGUUGGGCUUAAAAUUGUCCUACCCAUGUUGCAAAAACUGGGCCCUUGCAAGGAGCAGCAUGUCCAUCAACCAUCUUUCCUCGAAAAUAAGCCCUCCCCGGAUAGUAAGACCUCCCCCGAAAAUAAGCCCUCCCAAAAAAUAUUUAAACGCACGCGCAGCCAGUCCCCGCCAUUUCCUCUGGUUAGGGAGACGGAGCUGGAAAUCCGGUAAGAUGGCAAGAGGAGCCCCGUCUUGCUCCAAUAAUAAGACCUCCCUGAAAAUAAGGACAAGCGCUUAUUUCAGGGUUCAAAAAAAUAUAUAAGACAGGGUCUUAUUUUUGGGGAAACACGGUAAAUCAGACCCACGUGAGGUUCUGUCUCUCAAACUUUUGGCCCUAACCGGAGGGUCUUCCAGCUGUUAUUUCUUUCGGUCAAUAUUAGCACGGCAGAUUUCUUGCUGCCCUCUUUGAAAAGUUCAAAACGCAGUCUUAAAAUUUUCAGUGCUAGUUUGGUCCUAUCUUUUCAAAACACAACACACACACACCCCACCCAAGCAAUGCGAGUUAUCUUUAAUCGAGCUAUUCUUCGUAACAAAGUGAUUUUUCUAACAAAAACCCAGUAUUUCAUACUCUAAUCAUAUUGCUUUAUUUAAAUAAAUAAAUAAAUAAAUAAAUAAAUAAAUAAAUAAAUAAAAAGAU